GUGGUUAGAGGACAGGGUCAGGGCUGCUCAUUCGGUCCUGAGGGUAUGUCUCUGCCAGACGGAUAAGCAGGAACGAUACUGCCGCCCGCGUCCCCGUCUCUGCCGGGGCCCUGGCUCUCCGUGUGCCUCUCUGUGUCCGUGAGUUUGGUGCUGAAUCUGCCAUCGAGGUGCGAUCGGGGUGUGGUUGGUGGAGGAAAGGAAGGGGGAAAGAGGAGUGAAAGAAGAAGUUUGCGGAUUGGAGGACUGGAGAAGUGGAGGCUCUGCACUGUAGGCUUCUGGCAUUCGUUGGCCGGCAGGGGUGCUCUCUUCAACCUUCGCCUUCGGUACGCGCUGAAGAGGAUACGCGCCUGUGUGCUUGCACGUUUCAGGGGGUAGGCUCAUGGUUGCCCCCAUGUCACCAGGCUGGGACACUGACUACCAAUGGAGAGAAAUCCACGGGGCAAAGCUGGCCUCUCUCUUCGGGCUGGACCAGGCCACCAGUCAGGGAAACGAGUCCUUCCAGUACACCGCCCCGAAGCAGCCGAGAAAGAGCUCCGGCAAUGCCGGGCCGCCAACCCAAAAGACAACCCCGCCACCAGGAGCUCCUGCUGUCCUGUUGGCUACCGCAGUCCAUGCGUACCGAUACGUUAAUGGACAAUACAUGAAGCAAGGAAAGCUGGGAGCUGCAGUCCUGGGAAAUCACACCUCUCGAGAGUACAAGAUCCUCAUUUAUGCCAGCCAACAGAAGCAAGUCACUUCGGCCAGAAUCCACCCCGGGUUCGUUUUCACGGUUCAGCCCAGCAACUACUGCACGUUCUACGACGACCAGCGACAGAACUGGUCUCUGAUGUUCGAGUCAGAGAAGUCUGCGGUGGAUUUCUGUAAAGAGGUGUGCGUGGCCAAGGCGAACAGUGCCCCCUCUCUGGACGCGGUGGUGGUGCAGGACCUGUUGCUGGGAGAGGGGCAGGGGGUGGAAAGCGGGGACUCCCUGGAGGUGGCGUACUCGGGCUGGCUGCUGCAGAACCAUGCCAUCGGACAGAUGUUUGACUCCAACCUGAACAAAGACAAGCUGCUGAGAAUGAAACUGGGAGCCGGCAAAGUGAUCAAAGGAUGGGAGGAGGGGAUGCAGGGAAUGAAGAAGGGGGGGCGGCGGCUGAUGAUAGUGCCCCCCAGCCAGGGCUACGGCUCCCAGGGCGUCCCGAACCGCGUGCCGGCAGACAGCACCCUCAUAUUCGAGACCGAGAUCCGUCGGGUGAAGUUGUCUAAGGACAGCGGGUCGGAUCGUGCCAGCGCCGGAUCGCGGGACUCCGCCGCCCCCUCGCCCGCCCCCAGCCUCGACAGCUCGCUCCCGGACGUCCCCGCGCAGCCCCCCGCCUCCGUCCCGCCCAAGCCUGGAGAGCCGCCGCUGCGAGCAAAGUCCAACUCCCUGAGCGAGCAGCUGGCGAACCCGGACGCGACCAAAGCCAGGCUGAUCUCCCGCAUGGCCAAGAUGGGCCAGCCCAUGCUGCCCUUCCUCGCCGGGCCCGCGUCCUCCCAGCCAGACUCCAGCGACUCGGAGAUGGAGUACCCCACUGUGUCCCGGAUGAGAGAGAACUCCUCUGCCCCCUCCCCCCAGCCUGUGCAGAUUUCAGCUGCUCCACCCGCCUCUGCACAAGUGCCAUCUCGUCCUCUCGCAGGAGUGACCGCCCCCUCCGCGGCCCUGAUCCCAGUCACCCUGACCACCUCCAACCCUUCACCGCACAUGCCUGGCAACACCCACGCCUUCCAGCCUUAUUCCUUCACACAGACAGCUAUGGUUCCCUCUCAGCUCCAGCCAAUGGGACAGGUGUACCCCUCACAGACCGUACCAUACCAGGGUGACAUCACUUCCUUCUUGAUGACGGAAGCCCGGCAGCACAACACAGAAGUCCGAAUGGCUGUGGGGAAAGUGACAGACAAAGUUGACCAAUUGGCAUCAAAGGUGGAUGACCUUCAGAAGCAGGGAGGCUUAUCCUUGGGCUUGUCAAAUGUUUCAAUGGAAACUGCUAUGAUCAUGCACAACAUCCAAAGAAUUAUCCAGGAAAACGAAUGCCUCAAGAAGGAAGUGUUUGAUAAGAGCUCACGGAUCGAGGAGCAGAAUCGCAAAAUCGGGGAGCUGAUUAAUCAGAACCAAAGGUACAUGGAGCAGAGUAACCUGAUGAUGGAGCAGAGGAACGAUUCUCUGAAGUCCAGCAGUGAGCAUAACCAGGCCCGUGUGCUGCAGGCAGAGCAGGACAAGCAUGCACUGCCAGGGGACCAGAGCAGGGACCAGGUGUGGCUGACGGAGGAGCUGGCCUCGUCCACGGCCCGCGUGUCCCAGCUGCAGCUGGAGGCCUCCUCGCUCCAGCAGAAGGCGGCCGAGCUGCAGGCCAAGCUGAGCGCCGCCCUGCAGGACGGCGAGAAGCACUGCACCCGGGCGGCCGCGCUGGACACGCAGCUGGAAGAGCUGAAGGAGACGGCGGAGCGGACGCAGGCUCAGUACCGCACAGAGAAACAGAAGCGCAAGGAGGUGGAGCUGAAGCUCUGCAACAUGGAGGAGGAACUGCUGGACCUCAAAACCGAGAAGGACAACCUGGACCGCACGAUGGUGGACAGGAAGAGGAAGUGGCAGGCGGAGAGGCAGAGGUGUGACGAGGAGCUGGAGGAGGUGCGCAGGAGCAGCCAGCAGGAGCUGGACAGCCUGCGGUCCCAGCUGCGGCGAGCCAGAACCAGCACAGACCAGGCCACUGCUGAGCAGCUGGCCCAGCUGCAGGCGGAGCUGGAGGCGGAGUGGAAGGGGAAGUGUGAGCAGGCCCUGGCCUCGGCGAAGGAGCAGCAGGCCCGCGAGCUGGCCGACCUGGCCGAGCAGAGAGACGCUGCGGAGCACAGGCUGGCACAGCUGCAGGAGAAGUUCACUGCUCUGAAACAGUCCCGUGACUCGGAGGAGCAGCGGCUGCUGCAGCAGCAGGAGCAGGGGGAGGAGCUACAGGCCAUGAGGGAGAAGUACGCAGCCCUGCAGGAAAGGGCGGAGUCUGUGAAGAGGCACCUGCAGGCCCGCGUGGCGGAGAUGGAGGGGAGGCUGGCCGAGCAGGACCAAGCGGACACGGCGGGGGAGGUGAAGCGUGUGAUGAACGGGGUGUUCCACUCCCUGCGAGGGGAGUUCGACCUGCAGGAGACCUACACCGGCCAGGCUGUGCUGGGGAUCAUCGUCAGUACCAUCAAGAACGUAACCCUGCAGAUACUGACCGAGAAAGAGCAGAAACUGUCACAGAGGAGUGAAAGCAAUGGGCCAGAGGAGGAAGAGGAAGAGGAGGAGGAGGAAGAUGCCAACGCAAGCUCGAGAGAUGAGAAACCCCUGAAGGAAGCUCAACAGAAUGGAAGGAAAGAGGAGCAGGGGGAGGAGGAGGAGGGGGAAGAAGAGGAAGAAAAGCGGGAAGAGGAGACUCUCUCAGCGCAGGGGAAAGAAGGCGACGGCAUGCAGGUUGAGGACCGCCCCCCUGAGCGGCCAGAGGGGGAGGGGCUUGAACAGGACACGCCCCCAGCAGCGGAAAAAGAGCAGCCGGCGCGGGAGGAGCCGUCGGCGGACGGCGACGGGGAUGCGGGACAGGAAACAAGCGCCGUAGAGCCAUCGCCGGGGCAACCGCAGGUGGGGAGUCCCGCGAGAGCGACGGAGGAAAACGCCGCGCCACCCGCGGACACGCCCGCCCCGGAGACGAAAGCGACAGCAGACGCAGAGGGCGGGGCUAUGCAGCAGGAGGAGGAGAAGGAGGUGGAGAAGGAGGAGGAGAAGGAGAAGGAGUGCGUGAACGACAAAGGUCCCCUAGGGGACGUGGACAUAAUGGAGGCGACUCCUGUGGGUCCUCCUACCCAGCCCCCACCUCCACCCAACACCCUGCAGGAGAACAUGGAGGUGGAGACCACAGCCAGUUUGACUGAGGGAGUAGAAGAGGAAAAUGGAGAGGCGCCAUUUUUCCCGAAUGCAGCCCCAACCAAGCCCCCCCCACCGCCCACCGAGGAGGAGGACGAUGAGCUGAGCCUGAAGGGCCGGCCGCCUCCGGCACCGCUCUUUGGUGAUGACGACGAAGAGGAUGACCUCGACUGGUUGGGAUGAAGAGCAAAAAUAAUAAUAAAUGGCGGCAGUGUGCGAGUGUGUUUGAGUACCUCAGAGAAUGUGUGUGUGUAUGCACACCACUCCCUGGAGGACCAGAAGAACCGUUUUUCUGGGAGAACGCAUUCACGUCUGUCCUGAAAAAAGAUACAAUGUGGAGAAACACAAUGAUGGGAACUCCCUCUUUGAAUCCACAGCGCCCCCUCUGCAUCGGAGGAAUGAGCUCAGUUCGGUGACUAUGACAAAGGAGUCCCUGUGUCGGUCCUGUUUCUGAACUGAAUCCUCAACAGGUUUGGACUUCCGUGGGUAGUCUGACGGCCUCUUGAACACUAGGGGAUUUGAAAUGUGGGGUUUCAACCUUGAGGGGGACCUGUGGAGUUGAACUGGCCAUUUCUGCUGCCUGAAAAUUUUAAUGGAAGAAUAAAAAAGAAUACUAAGCGCUGAACCCAAACGGUUUUGAAGAAAGCACAUCUCUCACUUACUUUACUGUGGAUCGUAUGGUUUAGUAUAAUUUUAAACCAGAAGAGAAUCAAACCAGGCAAACUCAUAAAAAGCCCAUUGUUUCUUUGAUCAAAAGUAGCAAAGCAACCUUUACAGGAUAUGUAAGCUGUUUUUAUUGUCAGUUUUUUCUUUUCUCAGAAAUCAUUUCUGGAAACUGGAAAAUUCCAAUUGAGAGGAAAUGCACCCCUUACAGCAUAUGCAAUUGUUUUUUUUUCCUUAAAUAAUUUCUGGAAUGUUCAGAUCAAGAAACACUGCUUCUAGACAGUUUAUAACCCAACCUAAUAACAGAACAGUGCACUGUAACAGGAACUCCAAAGAGGUGUUUUGUUCUUCUCUAACAUAGACUUCGUUGUUCUCCUGGAUUAAUAAAAUGCUGCGUUUUCAUAAA
Messenger RNA from Anguilla rostrata (American eel), 4973 nucleotides. It is a transcript of the gene fkbp15b, whose product is annotated as FKBP prolyl isomerase family member 15b. The transcript has 30 exons. Gene Ontology annotation, cellular component: growth cone. Gene Ontology annotation, molecular function: peptidyl-prolyl cis-trans isomerase activity. Bases 380 to 4087 code for a protein of 1235 amino acids. Lineage: Eukaryota; Metazoa; Chordata; Actinopteri; Anguilliformes; Anguillidae. The record is from RefSeq and is a predicted model, not a curated record.